Molecule: messenger RNA, 701 nt
Organism: Arabidopsis lyrata subsp. lyrata
Lineage: Eukaryota; Viridiplantae; Streptophyta; Magnoliopsida; Brassicales; Brassicaceae
Exons: 3
Coding region: 20-637 (205 amino acids)
Source: RefSeq, a predicted model, not a curated record
GGGUUUUACUUGGGAAAGAAUGGAUCCCAAAUCCAGUGAUGUCGAUACGAUUGAGCCGGAGGUGAUGGAUGCAUCUUGCUCGGAUCUCUCUUCGUCUUGUGGAAAACGCAAGGCCGAAACGAUUUCACCGGAUGAAGGAUGCGAGGAAGAGGAGAGAGACAGUGAAAGCGACGACCAGGUUUGGGGUUUCGAUAGUUUCGAAGGAUCAGACUACGAGUCACCUGAUGAGCCUCCCGAGGAUAAAGAGGAAUUGGAAUUUCGUCGAUACGCGCGCCAUUACCACGAGAGCCAGGGUUUCAAGGUGGAUAAAGAUAAGUUUCCUAAACAUCUUACUCACGGAUUACGCGGUCUCGAUCUGGAUGCCCUCUUCUUCAAGCCAAACGUGACGGGGCGUGAGUACAUGGAGAUUAUGGCCAAUGUGGCUAUUGACAAAUACAACCAAGUAGAGAAUAAGACGGUUACGCUUGAUCAUAUAGUGAGGGUCGUGGUGCAAAUGAGCUAUGGAAUCAAAGGUUAUAUUACUUUCAUGGCAAAGGAGUCUCCUCAUGGAGAGCUUGUGGAGUAUCAAGCUAAGGCUGAGCGCAAGGCAUGGCAAAGAAACAUUCAUCCCAUCUUUUGCAGACCAGCUCCCUCUUAAUUUUAAGGAUUGAUCAUACACCCUAGAUCUUGAGACCUUUAUCUGGUUUUUAACUCAAUAGAAA